Amphibalanus amphitrite is the source of this 789-nucleotide messenger RNA. Its product is annotated as protein SSUH2 homolog. The transcript is spliced from 6 exons. Lineage: Eukaryota; Metazoa; Arthropoda; Thecostraca; Balanomorpha; Balanidae. The record is from RefSeq and is a predicted model, not a curated record. Bases 1 to 789 code for a protein of 262 amino acids.
AUGCCGCUUGGCGCGCACGAUCAGCUGAGCGUCGGCAGGGGCGCUCCCAGGCACACAGAGUAUACCCUGGAGAGUUUUGUGGAGAAGCGCGAGACAAAGUGGAAGUUUGAGCCGUUCUCGGGAAACGGUCUUCCGGCCGGCGGGGGCCCGGCGCCUCAGCCGUGGGAGAUUCCGCUCACACCGGGGGCGCUGUUCAAGGACGAGAAAAAGGUACUACAGGUGCCGAACACUCAGACGCUGAGGCCCUGUCACGACUGCCAGGCCCACGGGGAUGUGCGCUGCAAGCACUGCGCCGGCAGGGGGCAGGACCGGUGCGGCCAGUGCGGCGGCAGCGGCCAGCGGCUGGGUGACGUCUGCAGCCGCUGCGGCGGCAUCGGCACCAACAAGUGCACCUGGUGCGUCGGCAACGGCAUGGUCACCUGCACCACCUGCAAGGGCAAGCGCAACCUCAAGUACUACGUCGAGAUGACUGUCACCUGGAAGGUGCACGCUGACCGGUACGUGGUGGAGACUCCGGCCGGCCUGCCCGACUCGGAGGUCGCAGCCGUCAGUGGGGAGACCGUCUGCCAAGCCAAGGCGCACCUGGUCUGGCCACUGACCGGCUUCCCCGACAGCCGGAUCGUGACGGCCUCCGAGCACCUGCGCCACGACGUGCAACAGAUCGCGAUACACAGCGUCUCCUACAACUACGGCGGCAACGAGGGCACCUUCUUCGUCUGCGGCCACGAGCGGAACGUCCACUUUCCCGACUACCCGUCUCAGUGCUGCGGCUGCUGCGCAGUUAUGUGA